Molecule: messenger RNA, 2171 nt
Organism: Chelonia mydas (Green sea turtle)
Lineage: Eukaryota; Metazoa; Chordata; Testudines; Cheloniidae
Gene: PIP5KL1
Product: phosphatidylinositol-4-phosphate 5-kinase like 1
Exons: 11
Coding region: 174-1604 (476 amino acids)
Biological process (GO): phosphatidylinositol metabolic process
Molecular function (GO): phosphatidylinositol kinase activity
Source: RefSeq, a predicted model, not a curated record
CGCCGGGAGCCGGAGGGCGCCUGCUAGGGACAGGAGCGAUGCAGCAGCCCGGGGGCUCGGGGAGGCGGCUGCGGGCUGGCGCGGGCGGGCAGUGAUGUGGGGCGCGGCGGGGCCAGGCGGCGGGGCCCGCGGUUGCAGAGGACGCCCGCAGAGGCUGGUUCCCGCCAGCAUGGAUGGUGUGCCCCGUGGGCUACGGACUGGGGUUCGUUGGUAGGAAUCCUUUGUGCCAGCAGCAUCAGCAGAUAGCGUUCACUGUAGAGCUGAGGCCUGACAUUCAGAGAGAAGCCAUGACGGAUGCCCCGGAGAGCACGAGGGGCCGGAGGUCUCUCACGCUGAAGCGCAGGUUCCUUUGGAAGCUCCGCCAGAAGUGGAAGCUCCUGGGCCUCUUUGAGAUCAACGGGGAGCACGAGUUUUAUGACCUGACCUGCAUGCUGAAGGUGGGGCUCAGGGCUGCCAUCCAAGAGGCCAUUGACAACCCACCUGCGGAUGCCCUGAGUGACGCAGACUGCAAGGCCGUGCUGAAGCAGGCCCAUGAGGGCUUUGAGAUGCGUACGUACGGUGGCCCGGCCUUCGCUUACUUCAGGCACUUGCUGGGCAUGUCAGAGAAGGAAUACCAGCUGUCCCUGUCCUCCGGGAGCUCCUACCUGCAGUUCAUCAGCAACUCCAAGAGCAAGGCCGACUUCUUCCUGACGAACAACAAAUGCUUCUUCCUGAAGACUCAGAGUAAGAGAGAGAUCCGGUUCCUCCUCUCCAACCUGCCCAAGUACAUCCAGCACCUUGAGAGAUACCCCCACUCCCUCCUCGUCAAGUUCCUGGGGGUUCACAGCAUCAUCGUGGCUCAGGAGAAGAAGAAAUACUUCAUCAUCAUGCAGAGCGUGUUCUAUCCCGACGAGAGAAUCCUUGAACGGUACGACAUUAAAGGGUGUCAGGUGAAUCGCUGGACGGAGCCCGCCCCUGGGGGCAGCCAAGUCAUCGUGGUGCUGAAGGAUCUCAACUUCGAAGGAAAUUCCAUCCACCUGGGUCAGCAGCGCUCCUGGCUCCUAUGCCAGAUGCAGGUGGACACGCAGUUCCUGAAGGAGCUGAACGUGCUGGAUUACAGCCUGCUGGUGGCAUUUCAGGCCCUGCAUGCAGACGAAAAGGGCCGGAACCUGUCCUUCGCAGACAUCAUCUUCAGGACCACCAAGUCCUUGAGCAAUCCCGAGAGCUCCCUGCUCACCUCCAUGUCAGGGAUCAUGGAUGAAGAGUCUGACAUUGUGGUGUCUGAGAUGGUAGGAGAAGUCGACCUCUACCGACUGCGUGAGCUGAACUCUGGGGUGCAGGAUGUCAGCUUCCAAAGCAGCGCCAAGCCUGACCAUGAUCUGGCCUACAUCCUGGCCCAGAACCGACGCUUGCUGCCCAGAUGCAGGAGCCCUCUGCACUUGCUUGAUGGCCCGGAGCUCCGCUACUUCAUGGGCAUCAUUGACCUGUUCACCGUGUACAGCUUCCCCAAGAGGCUCGAGCACCUGUGGAAAUGCAUCCGGUACCGGGGACAGACCUUCUCCACCGUCAGCCCCUCAGAUUACGCCAGACGCCUCUGUCAGUGGGUGGAAUCACACACUGUAUGAGUGGGGCCCUGCACUGGGGCUGAAACUGAUGGCAGCUUCCCAGACAGCCCCACUCUCACGCUGGGAGAGUUACAAGCCCACAGACAGUGCUGCAAGCUGCCCGCUGCUGAUCUCCUGCACCACCAGGGGGCAGCCUCAAGGCAGCAUUUCCGCUGUGUUACUGGAAUGCUGCCGAAGGACCAGUCCCAGCAUCCUGAGAGCCGGUUUCUGGCAUCAGAACUGAAGAGUCAGAGGGGCCGUGACCCUGCGGGCAGCAGCUGUCCUGCAGCGUGCUGUGGGGAUGGGGUUCAAUGUCGGUGCUGCAAGUGUCCAAGGAACCCAGUAAAUGGGGAAUCUGUGAACCAGCUGCCAGUUUGCGUUGCUCCCGCGUGGGGUGUCUCUGGGUGUGCCGGGUUGGAUCACAGAAACCCCCUUGGGCCUGCCACCUGAUGUCCUGGGACCACCUCUGAGCCCGUUUUCCCUGGCAGCUUGGGACUUCAGUACCUUGCCUGGUUGUGCCAGACACGCUAGCCUGCUACAAACACAGACCCAGGUCUGAACCACGUCCUCCAAAAGCUGCAGGCUUAA